GAGACCCUCACUUGAAUGAUCAAAUUGGUACUUGUUGCACUGGGUUACAGGAUUGAACUGAGCAGCCUAGGCUGUUCUGCAGAAUAAGUGAUCUUGUUCCUGGAGUAUAAGAGUUUCUUCUAUGCUGUUCAUUUUGUUCUAAGUAUGUCUUGUUUGCUCAGCCCUGUGACUGCUGGCCUUGUAUAUCUGCUUCUCUUUCACCUUGUAACAAUUGUACUGAGCAUCCCUAAGAUUGAAUAGAAUUAUUGAAGGGAUUUUCUUUCUAGAAAGGUAAAUUGUAUUGAGGGUUCCUAAUUUGGUGAAUCAAACAAUGGAUAAUUGAACAUAAUCGGGAUAAGGCUUUUGAAGUUGGGCCCUUUAAGUUAUAUUUGUGAUUUGAGAAUGUCAUAAUUGAAUGCCCUUUAAUCUUGAUUAGACUCAAGCAUGAUCAAGGUCUUUAAGAGGAAUUUGCGACUUGCACAAAUCAUGUGUGCAAUUGGGUGGAGGCAGCUCAAGCUGGUAUGUCACAUCACAAUUCACAUGUCACACAAAUCCCAUUCCCAUGUAUUAGGCAUGUGGAAUUUGCAACUGGCAACCAACAUAUAUUCUUGAAUAGAGGACUUUAUUAUGCAAAAAGCUGAACUACAUUAAGAAAAUGGUUGAGGAAGGCUAUCCGUUCUCUUAGCAUAUGUUUGAUGUUUUAUAUGUUUAGGUAAACUGAAUUGGAUAGUGAUUGGUUGUAUGGCUUGUGUGUUUGUAUCUUAGACUUGUUUCAUUAUGUGUGUUGCUCUUUACAAUACAUUUUUAUGAUCCAGUUUAUUGACUUAUGGGGAUAAAUGCCCUUGUGGAUAUUUUGGGGUGUAAGAUAGGGAGCUUGCUUACGACUUAUUUAGGUAUGUUCCUUGGGGCUUCCUAUAAGUUGAUGUCAAUUUGGAAUCCCGUUUUGGAAAAGUUUGAAUGUUGGCUAGUGGGCUGGAAGAGUUUAUAUCUUUCAAAAGGAGGCUGGUUGAUCCUAUUGAAGAGUUCCCUUUAGAGUCUCCUAGUUUAUUAUUUAUCCUUUUUUACCAUUCCCAUGAGUGUGGCAGUCUGGCAGAUAGGAUAGAGAAGUCGAUAGAGAAAUUUUUGUGGGGAGGAUUGGGGGAUGAGUUCAAACAUCAUUUGGUUGGGGUGGGUGGUAUAGGGUAUGCACUCCUAUUGCUAAUGGUGGGGAUUAGGAAGCUUGCAACAUUCAAUCAGGCUCUCUUGGGGAAGUUGUUGUGGCGGUUUGGGAUUGAGGAAACACAUUUAUGGAGGCGUGUAGUCAUAUCAAAAUCCAGCGAGGAGUGGGGUGUUAAGAGUGCGAAACCGGUUCUAGGUAUCCAUGGAUGUGGUUUAUGGAAGAGCAUUAGGAUGGGAUGUCAGUUAUACACUUUGAGGUUGGUAUUGGUAACUGGAUUUGCUUUUGGCAUUUGGCAUGAUUGUUGGUGUGGUGACCAGUCGUUGAGAGUGGUUUUUCUAGUCUUGUAUGAUAAUUUCACAGAUAGGGAUGCUUCAAUGGCAUCCUUAUUGGUGAGGUCGUCUAUGGGGAAGAGGCAGGGUUGGCAUUUUAGAUUCUUGCAGGACUUCAAUGACUUGGAGUUGGACUUGGUAGCUUCUGUUCUCCAUCUUCUGGAAUCUCAUAUUCCCAUUACAGAGGAUGGUGACAAAGUGAAGUGGAGGUUGAAAAAGAAUGAGGAGUUUGAUAUUCGUUUCUUAUAUAAUGCUAAGGGGUUCUAA
Molecule: messenger RNA, 1734 nt
Organism: Quercus lobata
Lineage: Eukaryota; Viridiplantae; Streptophyta; Magnoliopsida; Fagales; Fagaceae
Exons: 2
Coding region: 937-1734 (265 amino acids)
Source: RefSeq, a predicted model, not a curated record